This is a messenger RNA of Phragmites australis (common reed), 2126 nucleotides long. RefSeq lists its product as uncharacterized. Bases 302 to 2125 code for a protein of 607 amino acids. The record is from RefSeq and is a predicted model, not a curated record. Lineage: Eukaryota; Viridiplantae; Streptophyta; Magnoliopsida; Poales; Poaceae. The transcript is spliced from 2 exons.
UUUUUUCUUUUCUUUUUACUUUUGUCCUUUUGUCCCCCACGUUUUUUGGCCGGCUGCAUGGCUGCAUGGCGCAUGGUGCUCUCCCACGUGCUGUUGUCUGCUCGGUGAGGCUUUAAAUGGCAGCGCAGCGAGCAACGAAGAGGCAUCAGCGAGCAGAGGAGAGCAAGAAGGAGAGCAAGGAGGAGAGCAGGGAGGAGAGGAGAGCAGAGAGGAGAGAAGAGCAGAGCAACAAAUUAGUGUGAGCAGUCGAGCCCGAAGAGCUGCGGUGCAGCAGGACAGCCUUCCUUAGUACAGAGACGCUAUGACUAUCCAUAUUUAUUAUGGAGAACGUCCCGCUGUUUUGCAUGGGAGACUCGUGUCCAUUCAGAACUGCCAGCACGUAGAGAGUACGGUUGAGCUACCAAUUGAUCUAAAAGGCUUACAAACACAUGUUAUGAGCCUUUUGCGUCUAAACCAGCAGUCCUACAAUGUUAUCCUAGAGGGUGUUAGGCCACGGCCUGUACCAAACAGCUCGCUCAUUGUCCAUACGUUGUUCGAUUUGAGAACGAACAACGCUUGGGCCUUGUACUCACGUAAGGCAUUAGAGGAGAACUUUGAAAUAGGAGUGUACGUAACCAUAGUAUCACGACCGGUGCAUGGUGAAGAGGUGGCUACUGUGGAAGGAUUAGACCAUAAUGUGAUGCAUGAUGAGGCGGGAGGGAAUGUCGGGGAGGGCACUUCGGGUACGGAUGGACCCGAAGUGGACCAUGGUGAGGUAGAUGCACAAUGCAUGGAUGAUGAAGCCGGUGGUAGUGGCGACGAAGAAGGUGUUGACAAUGAUGACCCGGUGCCGGCGAUCCAGUACUUUCAUGGUGCUGGGCUGCUAAAUUGUACCAUCAGUGAGUAUAACACCCUAUCUAAUUGGGGAUAUCAUAAUAGCGACAUCCAGGUGGGGCAACGGUUUCAGAACAGGGAAGAGGUCAUCCACUUUAUCAGCAACUAUGCUGUAAUCACAAGAAGGGACCACAAGUGUGCCCGAUCUAACCAUACAGAGUAUGAGGUUAGGUGUACGAAGCAUCCGACUUGUCCUUACUUCGUACGAGCCCAUAAGCCAAAGCACGAGAACUAUUUUGUGCUGAGUAGACACACCCCACAUACAUGCAGCGAAGAGGCUAUUAGGAAUGUGAGCCACGCGGUUGAUGCGAGGUUCAUAGCCCAACUACUCAUCACCCUUGUUGGCAUAAACAUAUGUUUGUCGCCAAAAUCUAUUAUGGAGGAGGUGCAGACUAAGACGGGUAUGCUGAUCAAUUACCACACCGCGUGGCGAGCAAAGCAGAAGGCAUUGAAGAUGUUGUUUGGAAGUUUCGAAGAUUCGUACCACUACGCACCGAGGCUGAUGCAGAAGAUUGCUAUGACCAACCCCGGGACCCAGUGGGCCAUGGCGGAUGAGCCGAUCAGGCUGGAUGAUGGGUCAUACAGCAACACUGAUCGAUACCUCAUUAGGUUUUUCUGGUCCUUUGGCCAAUGCAUCGAAGCUUUCAGGCAUUGCAAACCGGUGGUAUGUGUGGAUGCCACAUUUCUUAGUGGCAAGUACCAUGGUAACCUAAUGACAGCGAUGGCGGCGGAUGCAAACAAUCAGAUAAUUCCUCUCGCUUAUGCAUUGGUUGAGAGUGAGAACAAUGAUAGUUGGUUGUGGUUCCUUACCUUGGUGAGGACACGUGUCGUCGGUAAUAGGGAACGAGUCUGCAUUAUAUCAGACCGCAAUAAGGGCCUCUUGCAUGCAUUGGAUGUGCUACAUGCCAGCACAAACCCCUCCAUUGCGUGGCCUGAUGUGGAGAGAAGGUGGUGCAUGCGACACUUAGGUGCGAACCUUUACUCAAGGUAUCACAAUAAGGGUCUUGUGAAGAAGUUCAAAGGGUUAUGUCUUCAGAACCAGCAGGCGAAGUUCAACGAGAUAUGGCGAGAGUUAAAUGAGACCACUCGUAAGAUGAUGGCACAGCAAGAAGCACAGGAGGACCAUCUACGGACGCAAAUGGUGGGGGGCCAAACCAUCAUUAGUCGUUCGCGUGGUACGUUUAGCCAGUGGAUAGCGGGAAAGCCGGCGGAGCGUUGGGCCCUAUUCUAUGAUACUCACGGUUCCAGGUAAC